Molecule: messenger RNA, 1708 nt
Organism: Anolis sagrei ordinatus
Lineage: Eukaryota; Metazoa; Chordata; Lepidosauria; Squamata; Anolidae
Biological process (GO): DNA recombination; DNA integration
Molecular function (GO): DNA binding
Source: RefSeq, a predicted model, not a curated record
AUGCUGGCCAAGAAGGCAACUACUCAGUGUAGGAGCACCAGGCUCCAAGCCCAGAGACAAGAUACAGCACACCCCAAAAAGCCGCACGGGAAAAGCCGCACGGCACCUAGAAGCCAAACACAGCCCACCAAGGUGAGCCAAGUGGUCAAAUUACCACCAGCCCUGGAGAAGGACAGAAGGGUGAUCCUAGCCAUCAUGAAAGCCUGGGCAACAAGGGAAGGCAGCCUGAAGAGGCAUCGGCCGGUGGUGGGAGACAUCUCGUUGAAGAGUGACAGCCAUGAGUCAAAAAAGAGAAUGAAGAGCAUCGAAAACGAAGAAAGGAGCCAGGAGGAGGACAGCACGAGAAUCCUGGGAGAACUCGUUUUGGGCUUUGGCUCCGACGGCAGACCAACAUCGAGAAGAACGGUGGCACCUUGGAUGGAAGAAGUAGCAAGAGGAAUAUCCAACUCAGUGGCACCGGACACUAUGCGGGCGUACAGGGAGGCCGUGGCCAAGUUCUUUUUAUUUAAGGCGACGAUGGGCUAUAACCGGGGCUGGCCAGCUUUGGAGGAUGAGGUGCUCCAUUACUUGGUGCACCACAAGAAGGAGGGAUUAGAUCCAGACACUUUGCGCACCCACUCAGAUGGGAUAUCCUUUUUCAGCAAAAUCAUGGGCUUGGCUGACCCGGGAGCGUGUUUCCGGGUCAAAACAAUACUGAAAAGUUGGAAGCGGAGUACUAGGGGAUCCCAUACAAGGACAAACACUAAGAGGGCGAUCACAUACCGUCAGCUUACGGACUUGGUCCGGCAAUUGAAAAUGAUAUGCCAUUCUAAAGCGGAAGCGUACCUCUUCCGGGCAGCCUUCACGGUGGCCUUCUUCGGAGCCUUGAAGACGAGCCAAUUGGUGGCCGACUCCAAGACGGACCUGUCCGGGCGAGCCCUUCGGCUCGAGGACAUUUCAUUGAGGGACAAUACCGUAGCCAUCAAAACCAGGGAUUGGGGAGGAAGGUGGGUUGUGGUGCAGGUCGGGAGAUUAGCACAAGGGGAGCUGUGCCCAUACUACGUCCUUCAAAAGUUUCUAAAGGUAAGGGGGGCGGGGCCAGGGCCACUCUUGGUACACCAAGACGGGACACCGCUCACCCGCUACCAGUUCUGGGCCGUUUUCAGGAUGGCCUUGGAACGACUGGGGCUUCCGGCGUCCGAGUUUGGCGAACACUCCUUCAGUAUGGGAGCGGCACAGGGAGGGUGGCCGGUGGGCAUAACUGCUAGGAUGCAGACUCCACCCGGGCAUAUGCCAGGGCAUGGACCUAUGACGUCUGGCCAAUUUGGGUGGUCAUCUGGAGGAAGUAGGGCAUUGGGUUGGUGAAGUGAAGGUGGACAUGGACAACUGUUGGCCCUUGAAAGAUGGCAGGGACUUGGGUCAGUGUUUGUUUUGGUGUAAUUGGGUUGGCAGAAGGUGGACAUCUUGACCAUUGUUUGGGGCAGUUCAGCAUGGGUCCAGGAUCUAGGUGUACCAUCUCCUCUGGACCAGGCAUGGGCAAACUUUGGGUGAAGUGAAGGUGGGCAUGGACAACUGUUGGCCCUCGAAAGAUGGCAGUGACUUGGGUCAGUGUUUGGUUUCAGUGGCAUUGGGUUGGCGAAGGUGGACAUCUUGGCCAUUGUUUGGGCAGUUCAGCAUGGGUCCAGGAUCUAGGUGUACCAUCUCCUCUGGACCAGGCAUGGGCAAACUU